CGAGCGGACGGAGUUUUUGUUUGGAGAACAUUGCAAGUCUAGAGGCAGAGCAAGGGCCAGAGCUGCCGCAAAUCCGCCGGGCAGCGGCAGAGGUGGCCGCCACACGUCUGGAGGGUGUGAGUAAGAAGGAGGCCAUGGAGAGAGUCAUGUCGGUCAUGUCGUACAACGUGUUGGCGCAGGUGCACAUCGGAAAGCGGUAUGCUGCGCUUGGCGAGGAGGUCACAUCAUGGGACGUCCGCCGGCCCAAGAUCCUUGACGAGAUCUUGCGCCUCGGCCCGGACGUGGCUGCCUGUCAGGAGAUGCCCAUCCCCAAGUUCCAGGCUGAUCUCGCCAGCCCCCUUGCGGCUGCAGGCUACACCGCCAUUCUGCAGAACGACAAGAACAGAGCCGAGACCCAUGAGACCGCCAACGCCAUCAUCUUCCGCUCUGAUUUGUUCGAGCUGGCGUACGAGAACCAUCGCUCGCGGACUCUGGUCGUUGCCCUGCUUCCGCGAUUUGGGCCUGCCGCAGUCAUUCCAGGCAUGGAUCACAUUGCGGCAGCACAAGAUGAGGCUGAGGCACGCGUCCGCACCGCUGCUGCCACAAAAGUCGCCGAUGCUGGCGCCAAUGCGCCACCGCCGGACAAAAGGGCGCUCAAGAAGCUGGCCAAGGAAGUCAAGACGGCACGGAACAAGGCAGCAAGGGCAAUGCGCAGUGCCAUGGCACCACAUCUUGUCUGGCUUGUCUGCUGCCAUCUGCAAGGUCACCCGGCUGAGGUCAACACCCGCCUCUCGCAGGUCCGAUCGUCGCUGCACAAGGGCGUGCUUGCGGGCGCACGGACCUUUGAUGCCGCGGCCACGCUCGCCAACCUGCGCCUGGUGUACUGCGGGGACUUUAACGACGAGGCCGACUCGCUGGUGUACAAGCUGAUGGUGACUGGAUCCGUCGACGCCGGCGAGGUCCAAACCUUUGACGGCUUUGACGACGUGGUGGUCGGCAAGGCCGCCACCCACGAUGCCUCGCUCGUCUCAAGCUACGCCCACUGCACGGGCACCGAGCCAACGGUCACGUUCAAGGCGCCCAACAUGAGGACAAGCACCAUCGACUUUGUCUUUGCUGCUCUCCCGCAUCUGCGGCCACUCAUGGUCUUUGAUCGGCUCUCAACCCCCGAGGCCAUCGCCGACGUCAUCCGCACCUCGCUGCCGAGCGCCGAGCACCCGUCAGACCAUCUUCCGGUCUGCGCAGUGAUCGAGCUUCUGGCAAGAGUAUGAUAAACCACUUCCAACAGUCA
Messenger RNA from Thecamonas trahens ATCC 50062, 1270 nucleotides. RefSeq lists its product as uncharacterized. The record is from RefSeq and is a predicted model, not a curated record. NCBI's taxonomy places the organism in Eukaryota, Apusomonadida, Apusomonadidae. The transcript has a single exon. Gene Ontology annotation, molecular function: 3'-5'-RNA exonuclease activity. Bases 135 to 1250 code for a protein of 371 amino acids.